CAAGGCUCCAGCACCGGCACCGAGUUCCCCUCCACGCCGCACAACUUCUUCGACUCCUUGCGACAGCGUUUGCCGGCAUUUACGGACGCAACCUCGCAAGCCGUCAUCAUGUCGCAGGAGAAGCCGCUCCCCUUUGCCUACCAGUUCGCCGCAGGCGCGGUUGCUGGCGUCUCGGAGAUUCUGCUGAUGUACCCGUUGGAUGUCCUGAAAACUCGCAUUCAACUCCAGACGGGCAAGGGUACGGGCGCGGAGUCGUACAAUGGCAUGAUGGAUUGCUUCCGGAAGAUUGUUAAGAAUGAGGGUUUCUCUCGCCUCUACCGCGGAAUCUCUGCCCCGAUUCUCAUGGAAGCUCCCAAGCGAGCCACCAAGUUCGCCGCCAACGAUGAAUGGGGCAAGGCCUACCGCAAGAUGUUCGGCGUGCCUCAGAUGACGCAGUCCCUGUCUGUCCUCACCGGCGCCACCGCCGGCGCCACCGAGUCGUUUGUCGUCGUGCCAUUCGAGCUGGUCAAGAUUCGUCUCCAGGAUAAAGCUUCCGCUGGCAAGUACAACGGCAUGAUCGACUGUGUCACCAAGACGGUGCGCAACGAAGGGCCAUUGGCCUUGUACCAGGGACUGGAGAGCACCAUGUGGCGUCACAUCCUCUGGAACGCUGGCUAUUUCGGCUGCAUUUUCCAAGUCCGGCAGCUGAUGCCCAAGGCUGAAAACAAGCGCAGCCAAAUGUUCAAUGACCUCAUCUCGGGCGCCAUCGGUGGCACCGUAGGUACCAUACUGAACUGUGGAAUGGACGUCGUGAAGAGUCGUAUACAGAACACGCCGCGGGUUCCAGGUGUUGUUCCAAAGUACAACUGGGCGUGGCCGGCUAUUUUCACCGUCCUGCGGGAAGAGGGCCCGGCCGCGCUCUACAAGGGCUUCUUGCCGAAGGUGCUUCGUUUGGGUCCUGGUGGUGGUGUUUUGCUGGUUGUCUUCACCACUGUGUCUGAUAUGUUUCGCAAGCUACAUUACGGAUAGAGCUAUGGACUCGGGCAAGACGGGUCUUUUCUGAGUAGAUUUAGAUCAAGACUUUAGACCAUUCACUAAGUCACCGUUCCCAAAGAAAACGAACAGUACGUGAGCCGAG
This is a messenger RNA of Purpureocillium takamizusanense, 1117 nucleotides long. RefSeq lists its product as uncharacterized. Bases 109 to 1008 code for a protein of 299 amino acids. The record is from RefSeq and is a predicted model, not a curated record. Lineage: Eukaryota; Fungi; Ascomycota; Sordariomycetes; Hypocreales; Ophiocordycipitaceae. The transcript is spliced from 7 exons. Gene Ontology annotation, biological process: transmembrane transport.